Messenger RNA from Tribolium madens (black flour beetle), 2068 nucleotides. RefSeq names its product lipoma-preferred partner homolog. Gene Ontology annotation, biological process: cell-cell adhesion. Gene Ontology annotation, cellular component: focal adhesion; stress fiber. The transcript has 7 exons. The coding region runs from base 355 to 1857 and encodes 500 amino acids. The record is from RefSeq and is a predicted model, not a curated record. NCBI's taxonomy places the organism in Eukaryota, Metazoa, Arthropoda, Insecta, Coleoptera, Tenebrionidae.
UGCAGAAUUGGUUUGAAUCUAAGGUGGGAUAUUUUUCGCAAAAAAAACAUUCAUGGAGUGUCUGGGGGCUUCCCGUGAGAUCAUUUUCAUAGUUGAUUCAUUCGUACAAUCGACCAAUUUAGUUUUUAACAUUUAAUCACCCAAACAUAGCCAACUGCGAUUUGGACGACUGUGUGAAGUGUCAUUGUCUGAUUUCACUAAAAUUCAGGUUUACACCCAAAAUCGAUGAAAUCAUCCUCAAAUUGUGAUAAUUUGACUCUAGAGUGUUCGUAUUAGUGCUUAUGUGGAUUUGAGGUGAUAAAAUUAGUAUUUUUGAGUGAAAUUCCGCCAACUAGACUAACCCUAACCUCAAAAAUGAACGACUUGGACAAACAAUUAGCCGAAUUGGCGCUAAUCAACAAAACUGAAUUGCCCUCAAACUCCAAGAAGAUCGGACCGGCGGUGCCCCCAAAACCCAAAAAGCCCCAACCUCAGAUACCUCAAUCGUACCCCCUUAAACAACCCCUUGAGCCUUCUUAUUCUUCCCGUCUCCAAACCUCCCAACUUUACUCAAACCUCCCUCCUCAAAACACCUAUGCGAAUUUGCCCCGCCCCCAAAUCAAAACGACCAAUCUGACCCCGAAACCGUACACUAAACCGGAUCACGUGACCUAUAGUAACAUUCAAGUGGGCCAAUCACGGAACGCCGAUGGUUUGAUUUAUAGUAAUUUGGUUCACCCGCCACGGGAGGGAAAUAUGUAUAGUAAUGUAUCGCAGGGGGCGUAUGCAAAUGGAGAUGAUUUGCCACCGCCGCCUCCACCACUCGAUUUGACGGCUAAUUUGGGGGAGUACGCCCCUUGUACGAUUAAUACGAAUUUGCCGCCCCCACCGGAGGAUUUACUGCCGCCCCCGAGUCCCGUCAGUUCGAGUUAUAGCGAGUUGAGGAGGGCGACUCAACCGGGGGCUCAGGAGUUCAAUUACAGUCUCGGAUCGCAGUACGCUGAUUCUGAUUCUUUGUAUGGAUAUGGGGCUAUGUCUCAGUCAUCGUCCACGUAUGAGUCCAUUUACGAGCCCAUAAACCCCAGGCCUCCAAGUCAAAUGUCCUCAAGAUCGAAUUAUUCACUCUAUGCCCCCUAUGUGAGUGGCAAUAGUAGCACUAUGACGGGCCCCAGCCAAUCAGCGAGUCGUAUGGAAGUCAAUAAACUGCAAGAAGUGGACAGUUUGACCGAUCUUCUGGUCCAAGGAAUGGACAAUGAACAAGAUCAAGACGUUUAUGGGGUUUGUGUCAAAUGUGGGGAUAAAAUCAUAGGGGAAAAUAGCGGAUGUACCGCCAUGGACCAGUUGUACCACACCACAUGCUUCACUUGUCACCACUGCGCCAUCAACUUGCAAGGGAAGCCCUUUUAUGCCCUUGACGGCAAGCCCUACUGCGAGGAGGACUAUCUGAACACGCUGGAAAAAUGCUGCGUGUGCCAGAAGCCGAUCCUGGACCGCAUCCUCCGCGCCACCGGCAAGCCCUACCACCCCAAAUGCUUCUGUUGCGUGGUGUGCGGCAAGAGCCUCGACGGUAUCCCCUUCACAGUCGAUGCCACCAAUCGCGUUCAUUGCAUCGAAGACUUCCAUAAGAUUUUCGCCCCCCGAUGCUGGGUGUGCAAACAACCGAUUAUGCCGGAGCCCGGCGAAGAGGAAACCGUGCGAGUGGUAGCCCUCGAUCACAGUUUCCACAUCCAAUGCUACAAAUGCGAGGAUUGUGGAUUGGUAUUAUCGUCCGAGGCGGAGGGCCGAGGCUGUUACCCCCUUGACGAUCAUGUUUUAUGCAAAAGUUGCAAUGCGAAACGCGUUCAAACUCUAACGAAUCACAUGACGACGGAGUUGUAAGUAGGUGAGUGUUUAGUUGCCAUAUUGUUGUGAUUUUUGAGUGAUAGAAGGGAAAAAGUAUUGAUUUGUUAGGCUUGACGCUUGUAUUUUAUAUUCGAGAUAUUUUAAUGGCACUUCAAUUAUAUUGCUUAUCAUUCCAAUUUAGGGGUAGAUUUUUAUCUUUUAUAUGUGAUUUUUUAACGUGCCAAUGGGUUAAUAAAGUGUGACACAA